AUGGCCUUCACCACCACCACCUCCCCCCUCGAACCCCUCCGCCCCUGCCAACAAGCCUACCUCGGCUCCUCCAACGCCCGCCGCAUGCUCAAACGCGCCCAACUUUCCCGCAAAACCACCGGCUCCGGCUCCGACGACCCAAUCUUCGCCUUACACGAAGAAGCGUCCGCCCAAGACCCCCUCGCCACACCCUUCCACGCCCCGGACGAAAGUCCUGCGAGUCCUCCCAGAACAGGGUAUAGCGUGCAAUGCUACGCUACGCACAUCGAAGACGAAGCGAGGAGGAAAGAAACCGUGGCGGCGGAGAAGGAGGUCAUGGGGUUGCUGAACAGCAUCAACGUCUCCCGGCGCGUGGAAGGCAGUCUGCCGUUAAAGUUAAAGCCGCUGUUGUGCAAACACGCGCAGGAGCAGGCCGAUACGCUGUUUGCGGAGGAGAACUGCUCGAUUCCGCCGAGUCCGGGGUCUGCACCUCUGCCGGCGUACGUGCCGAAUGUUACGAUUCAUGAGUCGAGGUCUGGGAGGAGGAGGGCUACGCUCAUCAGUCCGCCGGCUAUUGGCGCGUUGGCUUGUGGGGAGAUGUGGUAUGGAGGGAAGUAUCGAGCGCAUCUCUACGCGGUUCGGGAAGCGAGCUCGAGCGGAGCAAGCGGGAGCAGUGGUGGGAGUAUAGCCAGUGAGGAAGGCCCGGUGCAUCAAGAGGAUUGCCCGUGCAGGCUGAGGAUGGUGUUUGAGACGAUGGUGGAUGAGGGAUGGACAUGUGUGGGGAUUGGGAGGGGCGGUGAUGGACGUGGCCGCUGGGUUGUUGAGUUGGGGGAGUAA
Messenger RNA from Saxophila tyrrhenica, 816 nucleotides. RefSeq lists its product as uncharacterized. The transcript has a single exon. The record is from RefSeq and is a predicted model, not a curated record. Bases 1 to 816 code for a protein of 271 amino acids. Lineage: Eukaryota; Fungi; Ascomycota; Dothideomycetes; Mycosphaerellales; Extremaceae.